Molecule: messenger RNA, 1963 nt
Organism: Pseudoliparis swirei
Lineage: Eukaryota; Metazoa; Chordata; Actinopteri; Perciformes; Liparidae
Product: PTB-containing, cubilin and LRP1-interacting protein-like
Exons: 1
Coding region: 558-1121 (187 amino acids)
Biological process (GO): negative regulation of insulin receptor signaling pathway; negative regulation of D-glucose import across plasma membrane; regulation of cell population proliferation
Cellular component (GO): cytoplasm
Source: RefSeq, a predicted model, not a curated record
CGUCAGUCUGCCUCAGGGCAGCUGUGGCUCCACCACCGGAUGACUGUGUGUGUGGCUACUGAACUCUGGACUCUGUAAAGAGACUUCGAGUCUCUAGAGAAGCGCUAUAUAAAAUAAAUGAUUAUUAUAUUAAUAUAUAUAUAUUUAUAUAUUUAAAUAUAUAUAUUUAUUUAUUCAUAUAUAUAUAUUUAGAUAUAAAGAAUCGUCUACUUCUUUCAUGCGUGUGUUUGAUGAUGAUUAAGAGUUCAUGUAUUCACCUUCUCGUGGAUCUGAUAAGUCACAUGACAUGGCGUCUGAUGAAGCUGAACAUGCAGACACGGCCUGUGUUGAGGGUUAUGGGUGAACGUUCCUUUAGAUCCUGGUUAAUGACAUCAUCCCUAUGAUUUCACUUGAAUGUCCAUUUCAAUGGUGGAGUUCCUCAGGGAACUGCUCUCGGCCCACUGGUGUUUUCAUUUGGUAAUGCAGGAACGUCUCUGAAGGGUUAAUAAUUGUGCCUGUGACUUCCUGAAGAGUCCUAAUAAUAGGAGUCUUUCAGAAGGACAGGGAGCAGUAUAUUGAUGUAUUAUUGUACGGUGGACCUCAUGUUGGUGUUUGUUAAAGUCUCAUGGUCUCCGUGUGUCUUCCUACAGGUGGCCUACCUGGAUAAAGUGGCGAUCUCUGGGACCCAGUUCCUGUCGGGCUGCACAGAGUCGGCGGUGGUGGGUCUGGUGGAGGGUCGGGCCCUCGCCCGGCAGCACGGCACCGAUGGCAACUCCCUGCUGGAGAUCCGUCCCUUCCAGGUGCGCCUGCACCACCUGGACGGGCACGGCGAGGCCUCGGUAACCAUGGACACCUACCAGGUGGCGCGGAUCGCCUACUGCACGGCCGACCACGACGUCAGACCCAACGUCUUCGCCUGGAUCUACCGGGAGAUCAACGACGACCUGACCUUCCAGAUGGACUGCCACGCCGUGGAGUGCGAGAGCAAGCUGGAGGCCAAGAAGCUGGCGCACUCCAUGAUGGAGGCGUUCCGCAAGACGUUCCACAGCAUGCGCAGCGACGGCCGCAUCCACCAGAGCGGCUCGUCGGACGACUUCAACGAGGACUCGUCCAGCCCGGAGGACUCGACCCCGGACGAUUGAACUGGAACUCUCCUGAACCCCCGAGGCCCACCCUGACGGAGCGAGGGGGUCACUGGACAGAUGCGCUCUCUCUCUUCCCCCCCCCCGACCACCACAUGAACUGACCCUGUGAACCAACUCGUCCAGCACAAUGAAGUAGCGUUUAAUUGCUGUCAAGGUGUAUGAACAAGGAGGUACAAACGACCGACAUCUACAUCCAGGGGUACCAGAGCGCUCAAUGAUUGGCCCUCAGAGACCCCCAGAGACCCUCAGAGGGUCCUUCAAGUCCUCCAGAGGUGGACUCUUCAGCCACCGUGUCCCUCCUGCACACACCUGAUCUGCUGACCCAGCUCAUGACCGGGACUUACCUGGGGGUCCCGACCCGGAGUUCACGAGUCGGUCGGAGCCCACAAAGUCUUGAGAUGUUUAACGACGUGGAUCUCUGUCCCGAUGCCUUCGACCUCGCUCAUAGCAAACGAGGACGUGAAAGAAAAGAAAAGCCUUUAAGCACUAUUCAUAUCAUCACGAUGGUACCUCAGUCCAACCCCCGGACGAUGUGCCGGUAUAGCUGUUCCUCACCUUGGCGAUGGAGGCGGAGCUUCUCCCGCCGUCUCUGUUCGAUACUUACAGAUGCAGAGCCUUUGUCCGGCCACACGGACAUCACGGCUGAGAAGUUCUCCCCGUCUGCGACUCCUGAACCGUCUUUUCUGUUUGAGGGACCGAUGCCUCUCCUCCCACGGGGCCCCGCGGGGCCACCUGCCUUUUGUUCUGCAGGUGUAACUGAUUACCUGUGUACGUUGUGCGUUUGCAUCUCUGUGUGUGAAAGAGAAAUGGUGAGGAGGAGUUAGGGGGGCGAGGAGCUG